Molecule: messenger RNA, 1125 nt
Organism: Moneuplotes crassus
Lineage: Eukaryota; Ciliophora; Spirotrichea; Euplotida; Euplotidae
Source: the annotation of a GenBank genome assembly
CAAAAAAUGGGAAAUAAUCUUGACAAAAGGGACAAUGGCAUGCUCAACUCCAAAUCUUUGUCCCUGUACGGCUACAGAAUCCUCGGCAUUGAUAAGAAUUCCCCGAUGAGCAAGACUGACGUCAAGCCGAUGAUUGAUUUUAUUAAAUAUGAUGACAGAAAAAUGGGAAACUUUGGGUUUAACCAAGUCGUUGAGGCUUAUAAGGGUCAACCAUUGUAUUUACAGAUCUAUAAUCUUAUAACUAAAUAAAGCACGAGAUGUAAAGGUCAUUCCAAAUAACAAGUGGGGUGGUAGCUCUUUAUUAGGAGCAGACAUUAGGUUUGAGGACUACUCUCUUGCACAUUGAUCGGUCUACUAUGUCGAAGAUGUGUCUCCAAACAGCCCAGCUGAAGUAGCAGGACUAGUUCCGAAACAAGACUAUAUCGUGGCUAGCAAGACUUUUAUGUUUAAAGACAUCGAUUCCAUAGGCGUAAACUCAAAGGUUGGGAAGCCAAUGCACAUCUCUGUUUACAACAUUAACAGCCAAAUAAUGAGGGAAACAACAAUAGUGCCUUCAAAAUCAUGGGGAGGUAAAGGACUUCUGGGGUGCAAGCUUUCCAUGGGAGAUGAAUAUACAAUCCCAGUAUCGAAAUCAAUGAAGCAAUCGAAAGAAUCAACCCUCAAAUCCUUGUUUGGCAAAGCAUCUUUGAGCAAGUCGAAGAGUGCUUAUGAUGUAAGGAGAAUUGCUUGGAAAGGCAAAGAAGAGUCGAAAGAUGAUGUUGAAUUAUCAGCAAUUGGACUUAAUAGAGGGGAGAAUAGUGAUCUGGAAGACCCACAAUGCUCCCAGAUGGGGUUGAACGAAGAAGAGCAAUUUAGUCCUCUUUAUAGCAUUCGCCAGAAUGAAAACUCACAGCUUGACAUGGAGGGUAUCGAAGUCGAUGUCAACAAUAUAAAAGAAGAUGAAGACGAAGAAGUUGGAGAUUUCUUCCUAGAAAAAGAUGAAGAGGAAUCAAAAAUGAAUGCUCCAAAGACCAGAUUCACUAUGACCUUGAAAAGACCAACCACUGUUGCGAUUGCUGGCAACACUAUCUCUGAAAACCCAUGUGAUUUAGACAGAAUUUAGACACUAAAUCAAUCACACAGGGC